Messenger RNA from Arvicola amphibius (Eurasian water vole), 1810 nucleotides. RefSeq names its product EYA transcriptional coactivator and phosphatase 1 (gene Eya1). NCBI's taxonomy places the organism in Eukaryota, Metazoa, Chordata, Mammalia, Rodentia, Cricetidae. Gene Ontology annotation, biological process: multicellular organism development; positive regulation of DNA repair; cell differentiation. Bases 5 to 1783 code for a protein of 592 amino acids. Gene Ontology annotation, cellular component: nucleus. Gene Ontology annotation, molecular function: protein tyrosine phosphatase activity. The transcript is spliced from 16 exons. The record is from RefSeq and is a predicted model, not a curated record.
GUCUAUGGAAAUGCAGGAUCUAACCAGCCCGCAUAACCGACUGAGUGGUAGUAGCGAAUCCCCCAGUGGUCCCAAACUCGAUAGCUCUCAUAUAAAUAGCACUUCCAUGACUCCCAAUGGCACGGAAGUUAAAACAGAGCCAAUGAGCAGCAGUGAAGUAGCUUCAACAGCAGCAGACGGGUCUUUAGACAGUUUCUCAGGUUCAGCUCUCGGGAGCAGCAGCUUUAGCCCAAGACCAGCUCACCCAUUCUCUCCACCACAGAUCUAUCCUUCCAACAGACCAUACCCACAUAUUCUCCCUACCCCUUCCUCACAAACUAUGGCUGCAUAUGGGCAAACACAGUUCACCACAGGAAUGCAACAAGCCACAGCCUACGCCACGUACCCACAGCCGGGACAGCCCUAUGGAAUUUCCUCUUAUGGUGCAUUGUGGGCAGGCAUCAAGACGGAAGGUGGAUUGUCACAGUCUCAGUCACCUGGACAGACGGGAUUUCUCAGCUAUGGCACAAGCUUUGGUACCCCUCAACCUGGACAGGCGCCAUACAGCUACCAGAUGCAAGGUAGCAGUUUUACCACGUCAUCAGGAUUAUAUGCAGGAAAUAAUUCGCUCACCAAUUCCUCUGGAUUUAACAGUUCACAGCAGGACUAUCCGUCUUAUCCUGGCUUUGGCCAGGGUCAGUAUGCCCAGUAUUAUAACAGCUCCCCGUAUCCAGCGCACUACAUGACAAGCAGUAAUGCCAGCCCAACGACACCGUCGACCAACGCCACUUACCAACUCCAAGAACCACCUUCUGGCAUCACGAGUCAGGCAGUCACGGACCCCACGGCAGAGUACAGUACAAUCCACAGCCCUUCAACACCCAUUAAAGAUUCGGAUUCUGAUCGGCUGCGUCGAGGGUCAGAUGGGAAGUCACGUGGUCGAGGCAGGAGAAACAAUAACCCCUCACCUCCCCCGGAUUCUGAUCUUGAGAGAGUGUUCAUCUGGGACUUGGAUGAGACGAUCAUUGUUUUCCAUUCCUUGCUCACGGGCUCCUACGCCAACCGAUAUGGGAGGGACCCACCUACUUCCGUGUCCCUUGGACUGCGAAUGGAAGAGAUGAUCUUCAACUUGGCAGACACGCAUCUAUUUUUCAACGACCUAGAAGAAUGUGACCAAGUUCAUAUAGAUGAUGUGUCAUCGGAUGACAACGGCCAGGACCUGAGCACAUACAACUUCGGGACAGAUGGCUUCCCUGCUGCAGCCACCAGCGCUAAUCUAUGCCUAGCAACUGGUGUCCGAGGUGGCGUGGACUGGAUGCGAAAGCUGGCCUUCCGCUAUAGACGAGUAAAAGAGAUCUACAACACCUACAAAAACAACGUGGGAGGUCUGCUCGGCCCAGCUAAGAGGGAAGCGUGGCUCCAGCUGAGGGCUGAGAUUGAAGCACUCACAGAUUCCUGGCUGACCCUGGCCCUGAAGGCCCUCUCGCUCAUCCACUCCCGGACGAACUGUGUAAACAUCCUAGUGACAACCACCCAGCUCAUCCCGGCGCUGGCAAAAGUCCUGCUCUAUGGAUUAGGAAUUGUGUUUCCCAUAGAAAACAUCUACAGCGCUACUAAAAUAGGAAAGGAGAGCUGUUUUGAGAGGAUAAUCCAAAGGUUUGGAAGGAAAGUGGUGUAUGUCGUCAUAGGAGACGGCGUGGAAGAAGAGCAAGGGGCGAAAAAGCAUGCCAUGCCCUUCUGGAGAGUCUCCAGUCACUCGGACCUCAUGGCCCUGCAUCAUGCCUUGGAAUUAGAGUACCUGUAACAACCUCGUGCCAACUCGACACUGCGC